Molecule: messenger RNA, 3519 nt
Organism: Trypanosoma brucei brucei TREU927
Lineage: Eukaryota; Euglenozoa; Kinetoplastea; Trypanosomatida; Trypanosomatidae
Exons: 1
Coding region: 1-3519 (1172 amino acids)
Source: RefSeq, a predicted model, not a curated record
AUGGCCGUUGUCCACAAGAACUUUGCCGAUUACUAUAACUCUCUUGUUUCACGCGUUCCAACUCACCAUGAGUUACUGCUGCGUUUGUGCCGUGAGGAGACAGGGGAGCGAAAGGCUAUUGAAGAACAGUUAAGCCACGCACUCGCUGAUCUUAUGCAUGAACGAGGUGUGAUGAUUGCCGAGAGGAAAGAAAUCGAGCGUAACCCGACUCUAAAAUUCGAGCCGAGUCUCACACGUUUAAUUACGCUGGGCAUGAGGCAAACCAACCUAGAGUUGAUAAGGCAGCGUCAACAAAAUCCAUUGGUGCGGCAGCAGCCACUCAUCCGUGCCUUUCCACGGGCGAAGUACUUCACGCUGUUAAAGGAGGAAGAAGAGUUGCGAACGUGGCUCAGUGGUGUCGAGCAUCGCCUCCGUGAGAAAGUUGAAAAGGAAUGUUCGCAUUCGUGGUUUUUGCUGGUGUGUCUACGUCAACUCGUUGAUCAUGAGAAUGAGGUCCGUGAACGCAUACAGCAAACUGAGGCAGACCAGCGUGUCGUCAUCCGACGUGGCGUCUUUCGCUACGCUCCACCUGAGUUCUUCCGCCGUCAGUGCGUUGAACGUACCAAAGGCCCUGUUAAAGAAAAAACUUUCGAGGAAGAGCACCUAGACUCCCGUGCUGUCGUUGAGGCGGAGGAGCUGGAGGAAUGGAAAUGUAUGCUCCGCUGGUUGUUUGAUAUGUACGGCGUACGGUUGUAUUCAACGAGUCGGUGCGAGACAGCAGAACGGUAUUUCAUUGAGGAGGAAGAGCAAAAGGAGCUUUGGGAGAAGACUCUCGAGUGUACACGAGAAUCAUAUGGACCAUAUGGUAAGCUUACCGCGACGAUAGCGUGGCAUGGAACCAGCUGCACUCCACUGAUGCGCAUGUUGACGUGCUUACCAGAGAAGAUAAGGGAGGCUGCGGAGGCUAAAGCAAGAGAGGCCAACAAGUACCCGCCUGUUCAUGAGUCGUCGGCUGAGUCGUCACGAUCGGUGACACCUAGACAGGAGGUUGAAGAGCAUGAGGAGCUUGAUGAGGCUGAUAUUCCCAAGGAGGCAUCAACUGGGUCUUCUCCAAAGAAGCCUGCAAGUGAAGAUGCCGGCGAACAAGUUGCUGCUGAAGGUGUUGAAGAUGCCACUGAACAACCAGCUGAACAGGCUGAAGAUGCCACUGAACAACCAGCUGAGGAGGUUGCUCAGGAAACUGCAGCUGAGCAAACAGAUGAGCAUGAAGAACUUGAUGAGGCUGAUAUUCCCAAAGAGGCAUCAACUGGGUCUUCUCCAAAGAAGCCUGCAAGUGAAGAUGCUGGCGAACAAGUUGCUGCUGAAGGUGUUGAAGAUGCCACUGAACAAUCAGCUGAACAGGCUGAGGAUGCCACUGAACAACCAGCUGAGCAUGAAGAACUUGAUGAGGCUGAUAUUCCCAAGGAGGCAUCAACUGGGUCUUCUCCAAAGAAGCCUGCAAGUGAAGAUGCCGGCGAACAAGUUGCUGCUGAAGGUGUUGAAGAUGCCACUGAACAACCAGCUGAACAGGCUGAAGAUGCCACUGAACAACCAGCUGAGGAGGUUGCUCAGGAAACUGCAGCUGAGCAAACAGAUGAGCAUGAAGAACUUGAUGAGGCUGAUAUUCCCAAAGAGGCAUCAACUGGGUCUUCUCCAAAGAAGCCUGCAAGUGAAGAUGCUGGCGAACAAGUUGCUGCUGAAGGUGUUGAAGAUGCCACUGAACAAUCAGCUGAACAGGCUGAGGAUGCCACUGAACAACCAGCUGAGCAUGAAGAACUUGAUGAGGCUGAUAUUCCCAAAGAGGCAUCAACUGGGUCUUCUCCAAAGAAGCCUGCAAGUGAAGAUGCCGGCGAACAAGUUGCUGCUGAAGGUGUUGAAGAUGCCACUGAACAAUCAGCUGAACAGGCUGAAGAUACCACUGAACAACCAGCUGAGGAGGUUGCUCAGGAAACUGCAGCUGAGCAAACAGAUGAGCAUGAAGAACUUGAUGAGGCUGAUAUUCCCAAGGAGGCAUCAACUGGGUCUUCUCCAAAGAAGCCUGCAAGUGAAGAUGCCGGCGAACAAGUUGCUGCUGAAGGUGUUGAAGAUGCCACUGAACAACCAGCUGAACAGGCUGAAGAUGCCACUGAACAAUCAGCUGAACAGGCUGAAGAUACCACUGAACAACCAGGAGAACAAGCUGAAGAUACCACUGAACAACCAGCUGAACAAGCUGAAGAUACCACUGAACAACCAGCUGAGGAGGCGGAAGAUACCACUGAACAACCAACUGAACAAGCUGAAGAUGCCACUGAACAACCAGCUGAACAGGCUGAGGAUGCCACUGAACAACCAGAUGAGCAUGAAGAACUUGAUGAGGCUGAUAUUCCCAAAGAGGCAUCAACUGGGUCUUCUCCAAAGAAGCCUGCAAGUGAAGAUGCCGGCGAACAAGUUGCUGCUGAAGGUGUUGAAGAUGCCACUGAACAACCAGCUGAACAGGCUGAAGAUGCCACUGAACAAUCAGCUGAACAGGCUGAAGAUACCACUGAACAACCAGGAGAACAAGCUGAAGAUACCACUGAACAACCAGCUGAACAAGCUGAAGAUACCACUGAACAACCAGCUGAGGAGGCGGAAGAUACCACUGAACAACCAACUGAACAAGCUGAAGAUGCCACUGAACAACCAGCUGAACAGGCUGAGGAUGCCACUGAACAACCAGAUGAGCAUGAAGAACUUGAUGAGGCUGAUAUUCCCAAAGAGGCAUCAACUGGGUCUUCUCCAAAGAAGCCUGCAAGUGAAGAUGCUGGCGAACAAGUUGCUGCUGAAGGUGUUGAAGAUACCACUGAACAACCAGCUGAACAAGCUGAAGAUACCACUGAACAACCAGCUGAGGAGGCGGAAGAUACCACUGAACAACCAACUGAACAAGCUGAAGAUACCACUGAACAACCAGCUGAGGAGGCGGAAGAUGCCACCGAACAACCAGGAGAACAAGCUGAAGAUACCACUGAACAACCAGCUGAACAGGCUGAGGAUGCCACUGAACAACCAGCCGAGGAGGUUGCUCAAGAAACUGCAGCUGAGCAAACAGAUGAGCAUGAAGAACUUGAUGAGGCUGAUAUUCCCAAAGAGGCAUCAACUGGGUCUUCUCCAAAGAAGCCUGCAAGUGAAGAUGCUGGCGAACAAGUUGCUGCUGAAGGUGUUGAAGAUGCCACUGAACAACCAGCUGAACAAGCUGAAGAUGCCACUGAACAACCAGCCGAGGAGGUUGCUCAAGAAACUGCAGCUGAGCAAACAGAUGAGCAUGAAGAACUUGAUGAGGCUGAUAUUCCCAAGGAGGCAUCAACUGGGUCUUCUCCAAAGAAGCCUGCAAGUGAAGAUGCUGGCGAACAAGUUGCUGCUGAAGGUGUUGAAGAUGCCACUGAACAACCAGCUGAACAAGCUGAAGAUGCCACUGAACAACCAGGAGAACAGGCUGAAGAUGCCACCGAACAACCAACUGGUGAGGGUGAUGCGUAA